Molecule: messenger RNA, 1920 nt
Organism: Carassius carassius (crucian carp)
Lineage: Eukaryota; Metazoa; Chordata; Actinopteri; Cypriniformes; Cyprinidae
Exons: 2
Coding region: 27-1901 (624 amino acids)
Source: RefSeq, a predicted model, not a curated record
UAUCCUGGACACAACCAGAAGAGAACAUGUCUUUUCCAACUCCUGACCAGCAAGAGCCAAACGAAAAGGCAGGCCCAUUAACAGAUGGCGAUGAUCCUGUGUAUCCCGGCGCACCUCUGACAAAAGGACAAAGUUUACUGUUGCUUAUGUCCUUUAUACUAAGGCACAAUCUUACAACUGUUUCACUGGACCAUCUACUGAAAAUUUUCAAUGAGCAUUUUCCAGGCAUGGUACCAGUGACCACAUAUCUUUUCCGAAAAGCUUAUGGUCAGUAUGGAAAUUAUGAACCCCAUUUCUACUGUCCAACAUGUGAAAACUACUUAGGGAAAAAUACUGGUGAGCUACAGUGUGACAUUUGUCACACAGUAACUGAUUCAGACAGCUCUCUUAAAAGUGGAUGCUUUUUCCUGGUUCUUAGUUUGGCCUCACAGAUCAAAACAUUGCUUGAGGAAAAACAAACAAAAAUUCAAAAAGAUUGGCUGAAUUCAGAUACAAUUUCAGACAUCCAAUGUGGAGAUGAGUAUCAAAAACUUAAGGAAUCUGGUGCAAUGGGUGAAGAUGACAUAUCUUUAAUUUGGAACUGUGAUGGAAUCCCACUGUUCAGGAGCUCCAAGUACCAGAUCUGGCCCAUACAGUGCCAAGUAAUAGAGCUUGAGCCUAGAGAACGAAAGGCAAAUAUCUGCAUUCCAUGUCUUUGGUUUGGGAAAAAAAAGCCCUAUAUGCUCACAUUUUUGAAGCCAUUCGUAGAUGAACUGUCAAUUCUACAGAAAGAUGGAAUUAAAUGGAAAGAUUCAGCAAACAUAGAGCAUACUUCCAAGGUUUUUGCUCUCAUAUGUAGUUCUGAUUCAGUCGCCCGCCCACUUCUAAGGAACACUAAACAGUUCAAUGGUUUUUAUGGGUGUGACUUUUGCUACCAUGUUGGGGGAGGUCCCUACACAAAUAAAGACCCUGUGCCAAAACUUAGAACUGAAGUAGAGCACUUUGAUCACGCAUUGGCCGCAACACUUGAGAAAACUGUAAUGGGAGUAAAAGGACCUUCACCUUUAAUGAGACUUGAAAACUUUCAAAUGAUAAAUGGAUUUGUUCCAGAGUAUCAACACUCUGUCUGCCUUGGGGUUACAAGGCAACUAGCUAAUCUGUGGUUUGACUCCAGAAAUCAUGAACAAGAGUGGUACAUAGGAACAAAAUCAGACCUUCUAGACAAAGAGCUAGUUACAAUCAAACCACCUGUUGAGAUAAUCAGAGUACCACAGUCUGUGGCAGACAGAAAGUACUGGAAGGCAUCAGAGUGGAGGUCAUUCCUCUUAUUCUAUGCUCUGCCUCUUCUGAAUGGGGUUUUACUGAGGAAAUUCUGGAACCACCUUUUUCUGUUUGUGUUUGCUAUGCACAUUCUGUUGGGAGAAAAAGUGAAACGCUGUGAUAUUGAUGUAGCAGAAAGAGCUCUCAGAAAGUUCACUUCACAGUUUGAGAAGUUAUAUGGAGCAGCAAAUAUGACUUUCAAUGUUCAUCUACUGACACACAUUACAACAAGUGUAAGGAACUGGGGGCCUCUGUGGGCCACAUCAACCUUUUCCUUUGAAUCAUUUAAUGGCACUCUGUUAAAGUACUUCCAUGGAACCACCCAUGUUCCUGAACAAAUUGUUAGAAGGUUUCUUUGCUGGAGGAGUCUAAAGCAGAAAGCUGAAAAGGUGAUGGCAGAUGCAAAUGAUGGUGUUAAAAAGAUUUUUCUGGUUUACAAAGCAGCCAUUUACAUUCUUGUAAUUCAGCCAGCCUCAAUGAAAAUGUCAGGGUUUUUGGCAAACCCUGUCAUGGUACACUAUCACCAUCCCAAUCAUCUGCUGUCAAAAAUUUGCUGGGUGUUACAGUCAGUCAAUGUGUAUUUUAUCAUCGUUUCAUCGUAAAAGGAAUACUGUACCAUUC